CUAAAUGCUGGGUGUCCUCGCGGCUCGUUCCUCUCCUCCUGGCCAGUGGGUGUGUGAGAGACCCGUGGAGGCUCCCAGGGCUCGCGUUUCGGGGCAGAACAGCCCAGACUUGGCAGCCGGCGACUGUCGUGGUCUCGCUGUUGUGAGGUCGCUGCUCAGACAGGGAGCAGAUUCUUCUUCUGCUUGAGACGCCGGAUUGAAGAAAGGGUCUGAGGUCCCUGGGAGUGAAAGGCGCGUGGCAAACAUAUCCUAAAGACAAGGUGGAGGAGGAGGAGGAGGUUUCCUUCGGACUCUAAGUUGUCCAACCAGAAAGGAAAAAUGUCCCAGGUCAUACCAAACCACGUGCUGCGGGUUGGGCAGACCGUGUGUGUCGCAUCGCAGGAGGAAAGCCAAAGCUUGCGCCCGGCGGGGUACCCGGGCUGCUCGGCGCUGCGGACGGACUGCUCCUACUACUCAACGGAUGGCUGGGCUGACCCGUCCGCCGCGGGGCGAGCCGAGGCGCGUCUGCUUCCCCACGGAGGGCUGUACCGAACGCUCCCUGCCUUCGAACACGCGGCCUCCCACGCUCAAGGGAAGGGGCAGCAGGAUGCCUCCCGGCAGACACCCCACGUGCCUUGUCAGCCCAAGGAGGAGGACACCGCCGUGGAUCCUGGUGCUCCCCUGGUGUCUCCCACCUUGGAUAUAUCGAUAGAAAGUCUCAACCAGCUGAUCCUGGAAAUCGAUCCAACCUUUCAGCCACUCGCGUGCAAGCCGGUGAAGGAUGCUGUCCAACCUGCUGCUCAGAGUGACCUUGUUGCGACCAACAGGCAAGAUCCGGAGGCAAUAGACUUCAAAUACAUCGAGAUGACGGCAGCUAGAGCGCAGUGUCCCGAGCGGCUGCAGGGCUCCCCGAGCCCGUCCGCCACGCCGUUCUCGAGGUCCCCGCGAGGCAGCGGCUUCCUGCCCCAAAAAGGGGGGCUCAGAGGCAACUACAGCACGAGCGGCAGCGUGGUCUUCUCGAGCCCCCCCGGGCCCGAGAGCCCCCGGGCAGGCGCCCCAAGCUGCGCUGCCCCCCCGACCUGCGGCAAGGCCUCGGAGGGCAUCGCCGUGCCCCAGCGGUGCGGUGCUGGGCAGAGGGACAGCAUCUCCUACGGCCCGAGCGCUCUCCUCGGCACGUCGCCGGGCUCGGACAAUUUGCUGAAGCCCUGGCACGCCGUGAGGGGACAGCAAAGGACCAGCUCCCUGCUGUCCACCAGUCCCGGCUCGGACACCAGCUACGUCCUGGGAAGCAGCACCCACUCGCUCCUCAACGAUGAUUCGGACGCUCACCCCGCUGCCGGCCGCUCGGCUGACUGCCCGUCCCCCGCGGGGGCCCUUGGCAGCCCCUACCCAUCUUCCCCAAGCGUCAGAUCCCACGCUGGAGAAGCCUUUGGCCUGGGCUCCCUGCAGCCCAGGUCAGCCCACUCCACCAAAGCCAGUAUGUCCCCAUCCCAGAAGGGCCAGGCCAGCAGCUGCCCCCCUUCCAUCCUCAACUCCGCAGCUGACAUCCCAGUGCUGCUGGUGAACGGCUGCCUGGAGCAGGGAGACGCGUCUCCUCGGCUGCCCAGAGGCUCUGCAGCCUCGGCGAAGCAGAGCCCCACUCCCAGCUGCGCUCCAUCCCCUGGGCUCGGUGGCCUGAACAACGCGUUGUCCGCGCCGGUGCUCUCCUGCGUCUCCGACAGUCCCCUCAGAGAUGGGCAACCAACCAUGAAGUUUGUGAUGGACACAUCGAAAUACUGGUUCAAGCCAAGCAUAACCAGGGAACAAGCUAUCCAGCUGCUGAAGGACAAGGAGCCAGGCACGUUCAUUGUGCGAGACAGCACGUCGUACCGGGGCUCUUUUGGACUGGCGAUGAAGGUCCUGGUCUCUCCGUCCGGCAGCCAGACAGGCGACGACAGCAGUGAGCUCGUCCGGCACUUCCUCAUCGAGUCCUCCGCCAAAGGGGUGCACUUGAAAGGAGCCAGCGAGGAGCUGUAUUUCGGGAGCCUGUCCGCCUUCGUGUACCAGCACGCCAUCACGCCGCUGGCGCUGCCCUGCAAGCUCAGCAUCCCCGCCCGCGUCCUAGCCCUUGCGUGGAAAGGAGUGUCACCGUGGACAUCAGUGCUUCUGCUUGUCGUUUGUGCAGACCUUGCCGACGGAGAAAGUAGCCCUGACUGUGCUCCAGCAUCGGCGGUGUCCCUGCUGAAGAAAACCGCUGUGUGCAACGUCUUGUACCUCAACUCGGUGAACGUGGAGACGCUCACGGGAGCCCCGGCCAUCCAGAAAGCCAUCUCCUCCACCUUCGAGCUGGAGACGCUGCCCACGCCCACCCUCGUGCACUUCAAAGCCACCGAGCAGGGCAUCACGCUGACGGACAUCCAGCGAAAGCUGUUUUUCAGACGACACUAUCCCCUGGCUGCCGUCCGGUUCUGCGGGAUGGAUCCUGAAAGCAGAAAGUGGCAGAAGUACUGCAGGGCCUCAAGAAUCUUUGGGUUUGUGGCCAAAAGCCAGACAGAUUCGGAGAAUCUCUGUCACCUGUUUGCAGAGUACGACACGGUGCAGCCAGCGUCUCUUGUGAUCGACUUUGUCAGCAACCUUCUGCCAGGCCCGUAGAGGACAAACCCUGGGAGAGCUCAGGGCUAGCGGCUGCCCACGUGCUGCUGAGACGGUUCCUCACUUUUUACUGCUUCUGGGUUGCAUUUUGGCAACAGCUCAUAUUUAUAUUUUUUUGUUACAUACUGUCAUGUCAGGAGUUUCGGUUAAAGGUUUCAUACUCACUGCUCAGUUCUUGGAAGCUUCUGGUGGGAUCAGAUGCUCCUUCAAGGCCUCCGUGAGGGAUCAUAUGGAAGCAUUCACGACGAUGGCGAACGCAUCAGGAUCCCACCGUGCGGAAAGCUGUGCCUGGCCCGGGAGCGGAGGCAUGUGAGGGAAAGCUGGGCUUGCCUUACGAAACUGCUGGCUCGCUCACCUGGCAUGCACGCUUUCCUUUUCUCCACGGAGCACUGAAAUACUCUGGCCGAGGUUCCUACCAGUAACGGGGGUGCCUUGACUUUGGGUGUCCAACCUGAGGCACGUCUGGGGGAGCCGAGCCCCCCUUCGGAGAAGCAGCCUUUGAGCCCCCCCCCAACCCGGCAAGAGAGGGAAGGUCUGUCGGAGGCAGGGAGCCGACUCUCCACCUCGAAGACAGACCUGCAUCGCACGGCAGUUUUGCAAAUCAAAGCAUAUAGAAAUCACUAGACCCUGCUGGAGAAUCCUGCUUUCCUGAAAGAGCAGGAAACAUCCAAAGGCGGAAAUGUCAGAGCAGCGUAUUUUUGCCAGGUGCUGGUAAAUUCUCCUGCCCUUUUUUGCAAAGCAGGGUUACAAACUAGCUCAACCUACAUGCGCUGAGAUAAGCUGAGAAGUAAAUGCUGACAUUUUCAUGACAGUAAAACACUGGGGUUUUGGACGUGGUUUUCAUGAAUUUGGGCCAGAUCCUCAGAUGACGUAAAUUGGCGUGGCCUCGUGGAAGCCGGGGCUGCUGUGAUUUACACCAGCUGAAGAUUUAGCUCUUGCUGUAAUGUCAGAGUGGGGUAGAGCUGCUCCAGUCUAACAUGUAAUCUCCUCGCCUCCCCCCUGCUUUCCUUGCACCACUAUAUUGUUUUAAUUUGGGGCUGUGUGCUAACAAACCCUGCUUAAGGGUAUUUUCAAUAAAACCGGUGGAUCAUUUA
Molecule: messenger RNA, 3704 nt
Organism: Dromaius novaehollandiae (emu)
Lineage: Eukaryota; Metazoa; Chordata; Aves; Casuariiformes; Dromaiidae
Gene: TNS4
Product: tensin 4
Exons: 13
Coding region: 319-2610 (763 amino acids)
Cellular component (GO): focal adhesion
Molecular function (GO): protein binding
Source: RefSeq, a predicted model, not a curated record